Molecule: messenger RNA, 951 nt
Organism: Metarhizium album ARSEF 1941
Lineage: Eukaryota; Fungi; Ascomycota; Sordariomycetes; Hypocreales; Clavicipitaceae
Product: choline binding protein D
Exons: 1
Coding region: 1-951 (316 amino acids)
Source: RefSeq, a predicted model, not a curated record
AUGAAGCUCACUACAUAUACGGCAAGUCUUGUCUUUGUGCAAGGGCUUUCUGUUGCUUUGCCGCUGGUUGACAACGAUGUUAUAAACCUUGACAACGCCGCGCAGACGGCCAACGACCUCAGCAAUGGCGUCUCGGUUGUGACGUCGCCCAGCAACUUGCAAAAUGGAGGCGGCGACUCAUUCAUCCCCAACUUGCAAAAUGGAGGCGGCAACCCGUUCAUCCCGUCUGCACAAGCAGACCCUUCACAGCCUAACCUUUUGAACGGCCUCUUGGGAGGCGGCGUUCCCAACGGCUUGGACAAAAUGCUCAGCGGCUCAACAGCAAGCAAUGGCUUUCCUCCGGGAUCACUUGGCCCGUCCGGCGGCCCGCAACUUGUUCCGGGCAACUCGCUCGACAGCUCCCCUGACAUGCCCAACGAUAUCACGGCCGGCCCAGGAACAGGCAAUGGGCCCGUUGGGCAGCCUGGCUCCAUGUCAAACCAACCCGGGGGUCCAGCGGGAGGUCAAGGGGGAGGUCAAGGGGAAGGCGCCGGCGCCGUGGGCGAUGACUUUCCUCUUCGUGAUAAAUGCAACAUGGAAAAUCCCGGUUCCGCGGGAAUGGAUUUGGACUGCCAAUGUACUAAAUUUGUCGAAUGGCGUCUUGAGUCUCGCUACAAAUUCCCCGUUAAACAAACAGGACCAUGGCCCGACGCAAACCAAUGGGCAGGUCGUGCCUCGGCGCAAGGUAUACCCGUUGACGGUAAUCCCACACCUGGUUGCGUCGCUCAAACUACCAAGGGCGAGUUUGGACACGUCGCCAUGGUAGCAGAAGUUGAUCCAUCAGGUGGCCAAAUCACCGUCGAGGAUUACAACGGGCAAGGGGGUCCAGGAAGAUAUGGAAAGUACACGGUGCCUGUGUCCAACUUUGAGAAUUAUAUUCACUUUGAGAAGUCUCAAGGGGCAAGAGGGUAG